This is a messenger RNA of Aphanomyces astaci, 444 nucleotides long. RefSeq lists its product as hypothetical. The transcript has 3 exons. The record is from RefSeq and is a predicted model, not a curated record. NCBI's taxonomy places the organism in Eukaryota, Oomycota, Saprolegniomycetes, Saprolegniales, Verrucalvaceae. The coding region runs from base 1 to 444 and encodes 147 amino acids.
AUGAGCCUUCCACCUGCUACCUCUCGCGCUGCCCUUCCGUUCACGCAGCGCCUCCUCGGCGCCGAAAACUUCGACAAUUCGUUCUUUGAAUACACUUCCGUCAUCCUUGCCGGUGAGGAUCUCACCGAGAUGGCGACUAACUCCUACAAGGUACUCCUCAACGAUUGCAAGUGCAUUCGCCUGCACCAAGCCGAAGCGGUAGCACUGCCUGAGGGCUCACCGCCGCUCCCACCACUCACGAUCGACGCCCAUCUACAACCGCUCGACGGACGAGGCGAUGAAUUGAUCAAGUUGGAGAAGACGGCCAUCUCGCGCUCAUGCGCGCUGGUCUACGCCUCCUUGUCACCAACAGUCCAGCGCGAUGCCGCUGCCGAGAUUCGCGACGAAUGUGCUCAUUGCAUUAUUUCGUCGCUUCGGUGGAAGUUCUCCAGCGACGAACAAUAA